UGCGCUGCACUGCUGGCGUGGGAAGUUGCUCCAAAUACGGUAUGGACCGCUAAGGCUUAUCUCCGUUCGUAUGUGGGAGGCUUAUGGAAGCUGACAUCAGAUAAAAUUCGCUGGGAGUUCGUAAUAUGUUCCGAUAAAACAACUUCUGUAAUAAGUCCAGUACUUUUCCGUGGCUACUUCGAACUGCACGAAACUUUUGGCAAAAAUGCGUAGCACAAUUAUCUUUCUAACCUUUUUGAUAUUCCUCUCCUUGUCGUGGGCUGACGAUUAUUAUAAACUUUUGGGAGUGGAUAGAACAGCUGAUCAACGAGAUAUAAGAAAAGCAUUUAAGAAACUGGCAAUUACAGAACAUCCAGAUAAGAAAACUGAUGACCCAGAUGCUCAUGCCAAAUUUAUCAAGUUGACAACAGCUUAUGAGGUAUUGAAAGAUCCUGAUCUGAGGAAAAAGUAUGAUUUAUAUGGAGAGGAAGGACUUGAUGAAUCAAAGAGGCGUAGCAAUUAUCACUCCUAUUCAUAUUAUCAGACUAAUUUUGGAAUCUACGAUGAUGAUCCUCAGAUAGUCACAUUAAAUAGAAAUGAUUACUUUGACAGUGUCACUGAGUCUGAAAAAAUGUGGUUUGUCAAUUUUUACUCACCACAGUGUAGUCACUGCCAUCAUUUAGCUCCAGUGUGGAGAAAAGUUGCCAAAGAUCUUGAAGGUGUUAUUCGAGUUGGUGCAGUAAAUUGUGAGGAUGAUUGGCAUUUGUGUAGUCAAGUUGGAAUUCAAUCAUAUCCUACUUUAUUAUACUAUCAACCUAAUUCCAAACAAGGAAUGAAAUAUAACAAUGAUAAAUCCUAUGAUGCUAUAAUGAAGUUUGUCUUGGAUAGAAUUGAUGCAGAUAUUCAUGAAAUAAGCAAAUCAAUUUGGAACUCCUUGAUUAAAGGUAAAAUUUCAAAUGACAAACCGACGUUAAUUUUUGUAUGUGGCCAAAAUCGUUAUUGUUUUACUAAUGAAGAGAGACUGAGGAUUGCUGCAAUAUUUGAUAAAAUGGUAGAUGUCAACGUUUUUGAAUGUAAAAAAGAUUGUGGUAAUAUACUUUCUGACACAACGGGAGUAGUAUAUUUGCCACUAAAUAAUGACCCGAAUUUCAAACCAGUAUUGUUUGAUGAUAUUUUGGAAGUGGAAGACGUAGUUAAAAAAGUGUUAGAGCAAUUGCCUGAACCUCAAGAUAUUAAUGAUGAUGAUUUUGAGGAUAUUUUGGAUAAUUUAAAAACAAAAUCGUCAGACGGAUGGCUGUUAUGUUUUUACGUUGGUCAUGCUACUGAAUUUGAUGUUUUGUUGAAGCAGUUACCAACUAUGUUAAAAGACGUUAAUUUAGCUAAAAUUAAUUGUGGAAGAUACACGACCUUAUGCAAAAGUUUGAAUAUUAAUCAUUAUCCAACUUGGGGAGUUUUGAAACCUGGAGGGGCGUUCGAAAUAAGUCAUGGAAAAAAUACAAUGAAUGAUGUUGCCAAUUUUGCCAAAAACAGUUUAAAAGCUCAAAAUGUAUGGGCUUUGUCUGCUAGACAAAUACACGACAUUCUUGGCAAACAUACUGGCGAAGUUUGGUUCUUGGAUUGGUAUGCUCCAUGGUGUCCACCUUGUAUGAAAUUCCUCCCAGAAGUUCGGAAAGCAUCUUUAGAAUUUGACUCAUCAGUGCUGCACUUUGGCACCAUUGAUUGUACAGCCCAUGUUGAAAUUUGUAGGCAAUACAACAUCCGAUCGUAUCCCACUGCGAUGCUUGUCAAUGGAAGUAGCACCAUUCAUUAUGCAACUCAAAAAACAGCAGCGCACAUCGUUGAUUUCAUCAAUGAAGCCAUGAAUCCAACGGUUUUCCACUUAACUUCCGAAAACUUCCACAAGAAAUUAGGGAAAAAAAGAGCCAAGUAUCUAUGGGUCGUAGAUUACUUUGUUCCAUGGUGCGGUCCGUGUCAGCAAUUAGCUCCGGAAUGGACUGCCGUUGCAAAAGCAUUGAAACCCUUGUCUUCGUUCGUUACAAUUGCCAGUGUGGACUGUCAAGCGGAACAAUCGAUAUGCCAGUCGCAAGCCGUUCGCAGUUAUCCAACUAUUAGGCUGUUUCCAAUCGGUAGCGAAGGAUUCAAUUCGGUGGCAAUGUACAAUGGUCAACGCGACGCUAAUUCUUUAUUGAGAUGGAUCGUGCAAUUUUUACCAGUGCAAGUAGAAGAAUUGAAUGACAAAAAUUUAGAGAAGGAAGUACUCAAGACUGAUGACGUGGUAUUAGUAGACUAUUUCGCUCCAUGGUGUGGACAUUGUGUAGCUUUGGAACCUCAUUAUGCGAUAGCUGCACAGUUACUCAAACGAAAAGUUCGAUUGGCAAGGAUUAAUUGUGACUACUACCAAUACUGGUGCGGUCAGGCUGGAAUAAGAUCUUAUCCUACAAUGAAACUCUAUACAACAAAGAAAACGCGUUAUAGUCUAGCGGGUGGAAUGAGAAUACAAGGCUCAACAUCCGAAGAAAUAAAAAACGAGGUGCUAAAGUUACUGCCAAAAGUGAGAGACGAACUCUAAAGCUAACUUAGGUGCCUUAAGCGAGUAUCAACGCAACGGAAUUGUCGGCCAAACUAGAUGAAUUUACGUACGAGAUAAGUGUGUGACAGUUGUAUCUGCAUAUCUUACUCGGAAUGGAAAGUUUCGCAUGUAGCGUGCACGUCUCUAUCGGUGUUUUUACUGGAAUUGUAGUUAAUCAGUACUACUAAAAUUCACUUAGGAGAGAUGUUUCAAUUGAUCAAAUUACCGAUCAACGAUUAAUCAAUUUUAAGAUUUAUUUCUAAGACUAUGUUACAUUCCUUUGGUAUUGGUUCUAAAGUUGUUAAAAUCGAAUCCCAUCUCCAGUGAUAUUAAUGCAAUGAUUUUCUUUUUACUAUUUCUGUUAUUUUCUAUCGGUUAUGAGUUUAACUGAACCAACGCCAAAAUAAAUGUCUUACUUCC
Messenger RNA from Phymastichus coffea, 2968 nucleotides. Its product is annotated as dnaJ homolog subfamily C member 10-like. The transcript has 12 exons. Lineage: Eukaryota; Metazoa; Arthropoda; Insecta; Hymenoptera; Eulophidae. The coding region runs from base 206 to 2548 and encodes 780 amino acids. The record is from RefSeq and is a predicted model, not a curated record.